CAAAGAGGAAGGCUUUGCAGGAAGAAACUACUAAGAACUUCUCAAUAGGUUACAUCAUGGCAAAGCAUAUUGACGUUGCUUUUGACGAUGAAGAGGAGAUCAAUGUUCUUCCCAUUGAGCAGCAACUCACAUUUUGGAGAAAUUCUGCUAAAUUUCUCAAGCGACUUCUUGAUGCUACAAAGCAGACCAAGAGCAAUUAUUGUAAAGAAUUCAUGAUUGAGAUCAACAGGCUUAACAGGAUAAUUGAAAAAUGUGGAAGACAUGAUGAGGUUAUAGACCCAGUGCUGCUUAAGUCAAAUAUCAAACAGAAAAUUGCAAAUGAAAUUAGGAAGAAGCGACAGGGAGCUCAAGAGGAACAGAAGUCCAAAACAAGCAGUGUAUAUAAGGAAGAGCCCACCAGUCAAGAACAUGUACAUAAGAUUGUUGAAGAGGAUGUAAAGCAUCUUGCUGACGAUGAGGCAAUAGAAGAGGAGCCAGUUACUUCUCCAGGGGAGGGGGUAUAUAGUAAGGUUGACCAGACUGUAGAUACUAAGGUUGAUGAUAGUGUAAAUAAGGAAGAGGAGCAUAUGCAACAUAUUGUAGAUAUGGAAGAGGAGCAUAUGGAACAUAUUGUAGAUAUGGAAGAGGAGCAUAUGGUAGAUAAGGAAGAGGAGCAUAUGGAAGAUAUUGUAGAUAAUGAAGAGGAGCGUAUGGUAGAUAAGGAAGAGGAGUAUAUGGUAGACAAGGAAGAGGAGCAUAUGGAAAAUGAAAAUUUUAUUGUAGAUAACAAAGGUUUUGAUGAGGAUACUGUUGAUGGUGUAGAUAAGGAGGAAGAUAUUGUAGAUAAAGGCAAGGAGAAUGUAGAUAAGUUGGAAGCACAGGAGGAAGAGGAUCUUGUGAAUAUUGAACAUAAUGUGGACAAACUUGUAGAUGUUCUAACGAGCAAUGUGAAAGCAAAGCGUAGACCAAAGGCAAAAAGGGUAAGCAGGAGAUCUAAAUGUUGA
Messenger RNA from Asparagus officinalis (garden asparagus), 983 nucleotides. RefSeq lists its product as uncharacterized. Lineage: Eukaryota; Viridiplantae; Streptophyta; Magnoliopsida; Asparagales; Asparagaceae. Bases 57 to 983 code for a protein of 308 amino acids. The transcript has 2 exons. The record is from RefSeq and is a predicted model, not a curated record.